AUGGGUGAGGGGAUUCCGGCUGUCACCGGAAUCGGCUGCAGGGAAGGGGACGGGUGCGUCAUUUGUGAUUAUGGCACCUUCUGGGACAAUGGAGUUUGCAACGUUUGUCCGGCGGGAAGGUAUGCUGACACUCAAGGUCAAGUGGAUUGCCACGACUGUCCGGAGGGGACUUUCUUGGCUGAUGAUGGCCAGCUGUGGAGAACAUACUUCCUCGCCGGGAAGUCUGUUCUGACGCUGUGUGAGAAGUGCCAAGCUGGAUACUACAGCGACGAGGGUUUCUUCUGCUACCAGUGCUGGACGGGAACAGCGGAGAACUGUGCCAAGCCUGCCCUGCGGGCAGAUUUUCUUCAACGCAGGUGUCUUCUGAAGGCAGCCCGAGCUGUGAGUAUUGCCCUGGAGGCAGGCCAGAUGUCUUGUUACGACUGCUAUUGGGGAUUGUAUGCCCCAGCCGCGGGUCCUGCCAAGCCUGUCCGGCUGGGCGGUACUUCAGUGGUACUGGUGCAAAUGAAUCGUCAGCAUGUACCGCGUGCCCAGGGGCCCGGGCUGCUGGACACCAGUGUGCACGCGGUCAAUGUUAAAGUAGAUUCAUGCGAGCCAGAUCCGACCGAUCUUGAGAGUCUUCUUGCUGACCUCAGCCAGUUUUUUGAUCAGCUGGGAGGAGGAUACAGUUAUGGUUAUGGGACGACAGGCGGCUAUGGUGGGUUUGGGGGUUAUGGCGGUGCACCUGGUGGAUUUGGUGGCUAUGGGAGUGGCGGGUUUGGAGGUGGGUUCCCCGGUGGAAGCCCAGGUGGGUUUUAUGGCGGCUACGGGCCGGGCUUUCGGAGGCUGGAGUCAGGAAACGUCGUGGAUGGCUUCGGGUCUUCAAGGGUUUGGAUCGCCUCCAACUUUUCGGUUGCUUGGCCCGACAAGAUCACAGCAGAGCCUGGUAAUUACAAGCUGUGCUGGUGUGGUGGUGUUGGUUAUCAGGGAUACAACAUGCCUACGUAUCUCCGAUGCAUCCGAGACGUGAUGUACGACUUUGAGGUGGGGUCCAUGGCUGUGGCUGGGCCUUUCCAAGGUCAGUCUUUCUCCUGUGUUCGAGGCAGAGUCUGCAACGCGGGCCGAUUGCGAGGUGUGGGUUUGACGCAAGAGGACACACUAAACCUUCGAGCUGGCUGCACUGUGGAUGGGGCCCGGAGAUUCACAGGGGUGCCAUUCCAAAUCUCCGCCGUGCCGUCUGAUGUCCCCGGUGAAGUAGACCUAGAUUUCGGACUAAAUUACACCGUCUACGAUGCACCGGGCGCAUACACGCUGUGUUGGUGUUCUUCCAAAGGCACGCCUUGCAGCACUAUGGACCUGCGAGUGGACAGCGACAGCGAUGUCUACUUGGAAACGCAGGCUGCGACCUUGAGCCUGGACGGCCCGAAUCCUGGGGCAGAGGUGGAAUGCUUUCUGGGACAGACUUGCUGGCUCCACCUGGAUCUUCAAGGCCAAAACCUCCAAGAUGGCGACCGCCUCACAGCUCUGCCGAAAUGUGGCGAUGAUGACAGCUUCAUUACAGGCUUUCCUUCUCCGGGCUAUGCAGAUGCAUCUGAAGGUGGUUUGGUGUUUAUCUUCACCGGAGGUUCCUUAAGCACCGAGCCGGGGAUUUACCAAAUGUGCUGGUGUCGUCCGGAAGCAGCAUCCGGCUUAGCUUGUAAUAAGGCAAGUGACUUCACUACAACCAUAGGGCUGUUUCUCGCCACCGGACCUUACUCUGGUCAGACAGCCGAGUGCGAGCUCGGCUCCGAAUGCAUCGUUCCCGCCUUUCGGGGAGUCAGCUUGUCGACGAAGGAUCCGGUCGUGCCAAUGACCGCUUGUGAGAAGCUGACCCCCGCGGCCAACUUUCCCCCUCCGCUCAGCCCCAUCUAUGCCUCACAACAAGGCGGGGCCUUUGUUAUCAAUCUCGGAGAGCUGCACAUAGGGAACGACGCGGUGCCAGAGAUCGUGGAGCUUUGUUGGUGCUCCAUGAGACUUCAGACUGGUGACGAUUCCGUAGAGCCUUGCACCCAGAAUUGGCAUUUUGGGACCGCUGGAAUCACACUCUACUUGGUUUGCCCACCGGGCUAUUACGAACUGGUGGGUGCUUCCAAGACCUGCCAGCUGUGCCCUCCAGGGUACUACUGCCCAGGCGGCUGGGGCAAGUCGAAGAUUUCUUGCCCUGCAGGAAGCACUUCUGCUGCCAAAGCAGAAUCGGUGGACGACUGCCAGUGCAGGCGGGGCUAUUUCUUGGCUGAGGCAGUUGGUGCUUGCAUGGCCUGCUUUGCCGGGACAUUCAAGAAUUCCGUCGACAGGCUCCGUGAGUGCACAGGUUCAUGCCCACCUCAAACGACAUCCGCAACGGGUGCAAUAAGUAUGCUGGAGUGCUUCUGCGAGCAUCAGGCUGUUGACAUUGACAGCCGUCAGGGAGUCUUUCAGUGCACAAGCCUAGACUCUCUAUCAGACGUCUCCAGCAACGGAUCAGCUCUCUUCGCAUCGAGUCAGGUGCCCGUAUAUUCAUUCAGUGGCUCCCUGGCUGUAGUGGAUGCUUCAACCCAGGCUUUGUUGGAUGAGAUCAGUGAAAAGAUCACCGAGCGCCUGGAGACCGGCUCUCGUGCUUCAUUUACUCUGGAAGUGGGCAGUGUGCUGGACUGGCGUCUGGACUUCGAGAUUUUGAGCUCUGAUGCGGAGCUUGCAGCAGAACUGCAAGCGAAGCUUGAUCCUUCACCCUUCGCGGCCUGGGUUUACACAGACAUGAGCACGACAGCACUUGCGUCGGCCAACAUUACACAGCUUACAGACAUCUCGCAAUCAGUCUUGCAGUGCCCAGAUGGUUUAGGCUUUGAGCCUGGGACGCAUGCUACCAGCCUAGAUGAUUGCAAGUGCCCGCAUGGAAUGCAGCCAUCUGAUGGGAGCACUGGGAUCCUCGCAGGUUGCACCAGCUGCCCGCAGGGUUACUUCAAAACCUCAGUGGGUGACACGAUCUGCGAGGCUUGUCCGGCUGGCGAUGUCCCGCUCACCACGCUGCAGCAAGGUGCGGUCUCGCCAACUGCUUGCACGUGCUCAGCCGGUUAUCAUGUCGACCCUAAGCCUCCCGGCAGAUGCAUCCCUUGUGGGGAUGGCCAUUUUUGUUUCGGGGGAAGCCAUCGGCAGGCUUGUAGCGAGUCGCGGACAACAGAUAGCAGCACGGCAGGUGCUGAGGAUGAGUGCCUAUGUUCAGAUGGCACGUACCUCAAUGAAACAACAGAGCAGUGUGACCCGUGCGUGGCGGGCCGAUUCAAAGGAGAUAUUGGCAAUGCGCCUUGUGCGGACUGUGAUGCUGGCAAGUAUUCGGAACAAGGCAGCAGCGAGUGUGACGAUUGCAGUCCUGGGCGAUUUUCAUCGCAAGGUGAUGCAACGUGCGAGGCCUGCCCAGCUGGUCGUUAUUCUCAGACUGAUGCUGCAACUUCUCUCGAUUCCUGUCUGUUCUGUAGUAUUGGCACCUGGAGCAACGACACCGGUGCUGAUGCUGAUGCCACCUGCCGCAAAUGUCCGGAUGGAACAACCACGGAGCAGAGUGGAUCAACGAAUCUCACGGCAUGUGUGCGCCCCUAUCGGGGACAAGAUCGCGACUGCGUCUCAGGCCGAGUAUGUUCUGUGGAUGAUCUCGAGGGCUAUGGCAUCAGGGCGGGUCAUCGCAUGGGUAUUGCGUCUACAGAUUGCAAAGCCGCGAAGGUGUCAGUAGAAGGUAUAGAGAGCGAUGGGAUUUCCAAGGUCUCGGACACAGGUAGAGGCUACGGGUGGGGUGACGAGCCGUUGGAUUUCACACCAGCAGGUGGCUUCUACAACAUGUGCUGGUGUGCCAACAUGCAAGGCUUGGUGUGCACGGAUUUGAAUGCCAACUAUCUCACACAGGCCGGGCGACUUCUCGUUGCUGGCCCAUCAGAAAAUUUGUUUCGGUGUGUGCGAGGUCGUGACUGCGUUGGCUUGUCCCCCUUUUCCGGCUUUGAGCUUGCUUUGACAGACCUCGUGUCCGUAAGGCGAGAUUCAUGUGGCACCACUGCAGUUACAGAAAUCUCGAACUCCAACUCUGAAGGGCUCGGCAGUCUGAGCAAUCUGCAGCGCGCCGGUGCGGUCACCACAUUGACCUUGGGUUUUGGGACCUCUGAUAGCCAAAGCAGCUACUAUCUCUCGAUUGAUGCAAGCCUGGCUGGUUAUUUGCUGUGCUGGUGUGCGAGUGAACGCGGGGCAACGGAUGCGUGCACUUCUCCGGAAGAUUUCAAUGUGUAUGCUGGACGUUUGAGUGUGGUCGGCCCGAGGACCAAUCAGGAGAGCGGCUGCUCCGUCGGGCAGCCAUGCUCUGUGUCUGGGAUUGAGGGUGCCUUUCUAGAAGCCGGUGAUCGUCUGAUGGUUCUCUCAGAUUGCGGCCGAGGCAUUUCGCUGCCUGGAUUUCCUGGCGGCGGCAUCAUGGAGACGAGCAACUCGCGGGAUUUUGCCUUCAUUGGAAACGGCAGUGAUGUUCUCCUCUCGACGCCUGGAAUUUUCCGGCUUUGCUUUUGCAGGCCAGAUGUGCUUGGUGGUCAGGCUUGUGAAACACCAAGCAGCUUCCAGGCGAAAGUUGGCCUCAUGACAGCAAGCGGGCCUUUCGAGCAGGUCGCCACUUGCUACACUGGCAGCAACUGCACGCUGCUGCUCUCCGGGAUUGGCUUGCUUGCUGGGGACCAGGUCUUGAUCGCUUAUGGCGAUUGCGGGCAGACUCCUGGGAUGGGUGUGCGAGGUUUCCCAAAGCUGGAGAGCUCGGUUGUGGUCAUCGAUGGAAGCUCUGGGCUGGAAGCCGGCCUCGGUGAGCUGCCCCAAGGGGCCAUGGCGGGGACCUACAGCAUCUGUUGGUGUCCUGCAACGGGUGAAUGUGGAGACUCUUCGGUAUUCCGAGCUGAGGGUGGCAUUCUACGAGUUGACUGUCCGCCAGGCAGUUAUGCCAUCGGACCAGUUGGAGGUCGAGUUUGUGAGCGCUGCACGCGGGGCUACUACUGCGGCGGAGGGCGGCCAGAACUGGCGACAAGGGUGCCUUGUGCCUCCGGAGAAACGACACUUGACUUGGGAUCCGUUUCCAUUGCAGCUUGUGUCUGUGAUCGGGGAUAUGGACUCGAGCCAGCUGGCUGUGCUGCUUGCAGCGAGGGCUCGUACAAGAGUGUGGCCGGAAAUGAGGAGCCUUGCCUUCCGUGCCCUGCGGGUUUUACAACCUUUGGUACCGGCUCCAGGUCCGAAUCCUUCUGUGCCAUCCCCACGACGGACCCGGCUACGGACCCGGCCGACCCGAACCCGGGGGAUUCGUCACCCAACCAGAGCAACGAGAGCAACGCGAGCAACGCGAGCAACGCCUCGGAAUCUCCCAAUAGGACAGUAACACCAGGCCCGUCACCACCGGAAAUGGUCUUCAAAAACGAAUCAGCUGUGCCUGCGGUCUCGUUCACAAUGACCAUGUCACGACAAGCAUCCGACGGAGACGACGAGACGUUGAAGAAUCAGCUAAAAGCAACGUUCAUUUCAACCUUGUCAGCUUCAACCCGGGUCGACCCUACUGCAAUCGUGAUUGAGAUCGUAGACGAAAUAUCAUCGAGCAACUCGAGCAACUCAACCGCUCGCCGGCUUCAAGCAACUUCUACGGUGAAAAUCACCAUCAAGCAGCGCACAGCAGAAGAAGCCAGCUUGACUCUCCAAGACAUGGAUGUCGACUUGAUCUCCAAAGAGCUGGAGGAUGCAGUGGACCAGCAUCCGACGCUCGGUGCAGCUGGUAUUGGUCUGGCGAUCGAAAGCGUCCCCGAGAUCACUGAAACUUCAGUUAAGUGCCCGGCACGGAGAUCUGUACCACCAGGAGUACCUGUGCUGAGCGAAGACGAUUGUGAAUGCAGCCCUGGCUACGGCUACAGUGCUGCCACGAUGACUUGCGCAUUGUGUGAACAAGGCGGAUACAAGGCAGCUGUGGGGGAUGUGUCAUGCACACGGUGUCCGGAGCUGAUGUCUACCUUGACUACGGGGGCAACAUCUCCGGACGACUGCCAGUGCCAGGUGGGCCUCUAUGCAGAUGAGACCGGAGCAUGUGUCGACUGCUUCUUGGGGUCCUAUUGCCCUGGCACCGGGGAGGCCAUUCCAUGCCCAAGGAAUUCUACAACGACGUCGGUGGGCAGGUCCAUCGCAGAUUGUAUUUGUAUGGCUGGCUUCUAUUCCGUUCAAGAUGAAUCAUUAUGCCAACCUUGUCAGCGUGGCAAAUACAAGCCCAACAUUGGCAAUGGGGAGUGCCCUCUGACAUGCCCCACCAGUGCAGAUAGCGAGCCAGGCAGUUCAGGUCUGGGCGACUGCUUUUGCCAGCCCGGGUUCCAUGCCAAGACCGAUGCAACGACGGGCAAUCUGGCCAGAUGUGCAACUUGCGAUUACGCGGGCCUGAUCUGUCGCGGUGGCUUUGAGGGUGGCAACCUCACGAAUUCAAGCAGCCAGUCAUCGCGUCGUGUGCAUGCGCAGCCAGUGGCAGAGACCGGUUACUACCAAACUGGUGCAACGUCAGCAGUUGCUUGCGAUGUCUUGGUGGUGGAGGAGGUCUCCGCAUGCGGAGGCGGCGAGGCGUGUGCCGCGGAGCGGAUCGGCCUUCCAGUUUCAGAAACCUGCUAUGGGGCAGCGGGCACCUUCGACGCAUCUGGUUCCACAA
Messenger RNA from Symbiodinium necroappetens, 6679 nucleotides. The record is from the annotation of a GenBank genome assembly. NCBI's taxonomy places the organism in Eukaryota, Dinophyceae, Suessiales, Symbiodiniaceae.